Messenger RNA from Carica papaya (papaya), 3422 nucleotides. NCBI's taxonomy places the organism in Eukaryota, Viridiplantae, Streptophyta, Magnoliopsida, Brassicales, Caricaceae. The record is from RefSeq and is a predicted model, not a curated record.
GAGGCCCAUUCCCAGAAAAGCGGUAUAAUAACCUUCUCUUCCAGAACUCUCUCCCUCUCUGACAGUUAUACAACAACUCCGCCCGAUCCACCACCACCAUUUUCACAUGCAUUACCUUUGCACGCUUCACACUCCAUUUUCCUCUCCAGUACUAUUUUAUUCACUUUGAUUUCUCUCUAUCGUCUUCUUCUUCUUCGUCACUUGGAAUUCUCUGAACCUCAGAGUUGAGUUUGCGCCGAAAUGGCGGGAAACGAUUGGGUGAACAGUUACCUAGAAGCGAUCCUGGACGUCGGUCCGGGAAUCGAUGACGCGAAGUCAUCGUUGCUGCUAAGGGAGAGAGGCCGUUUCAGUCCAACCCGCUACUUCGUCGAGGAGGUCAUCACCGGUUUUGAUGAGACCGAUCUCCAUCGCUCAUGGGUUCGAGCUGCGGCAACAAGGAGUCCGCAGGAGAGGAACACUAGAUUGGAGAACAUGUGCUGGAGGAUUUGGAAUUUGGCUCGCAAGAAGAAGCAGCUUGAAGGAGAGUAUGCUCGGCAAACAACUAAACGUCGACUGGAACGUGAAAGAGGCCGCAGAGAGGCAACUGCUGAUAUGUCAGAAGACUUAUCAGAAGGAGAGAAAGGUGACGUGGUUGGUGAUGUAUCAUCUCAUGGUGAUGGAGUUAGGGGAAAAAUGCCUAGAAUCAGUUCUGUUGAUGUGAUGGAGAACUGGGCUGCUCAACUUAAGGAAAAGAAGCUUUACAUUGUGUUGGUAAGCCUUCAUGGCCUGAUACGGGGUGGGAAUAUGGAGCUUGGUCGUGAUUCUGAUACUGGUGGUCAAGUAAAGUACGUGGUAGAACUUGCAAGGGCCUUAGGGUCAAUGCCGGGAGUUUAUAGGGUUGAUUUGCUGACCAGACAAAUCUCCGCGCCAGAUAUAGAUUGGAGUUAUAGUCAACCAACAGAGAUGCUGAAUCCAGGAAAGAUAGAGAAUUCAAUUCAAGAGCUUGGGGAGAGCAGUGGUGCUUACAUAAUUCGUAUACCAUUUGGUCCAAAAGACAAAUAUAUAAGGAAAGAACUCCUUUGGCCGUACAUUCCUGAAUUUGUUGAUGGGGCACUUGGGCACAUUGCACAGAUGUCCAAAGUUCUGGGUGAGCAAAUUGGUGGAGGACAACCAGUGUGGCCUGUUGCAGUUCAUGGUCAUUAUGCAGAUGCAGGGGACUCUGCUGCUCUUUUAUCUGGAGCUCUUAAUGUGCCAAUGGUCUUUACCGGCCACUCACUUGGACGUGAUAAGCUUGAACAACUUUUGAAACAAGGGCGCCAAUCAACAGAAGAAAUUAAUGCAACUUACAAGAUUCUGAGGCGGAUAGAGGCUGAGGAAUUAUCUCUUGAUGCCUCUGAAAUUGUCAUAACUAGCACCAGACAGGAAAUAGAAGAGCAAUGGCGCCUUUAUGAUGGCUUUGAUCCAGUUCUGGAGCGGAAACUGAGAGCUAGGAUCAAACGAGGUGUGAACUGUUAUGGCAGGUUUAUGCCACGCAUGGUUGUAAUUCCUCCUGGAAUGGAAUUUCAUCAUAUUGUACCACAUGAUGCAGAUAUGGAUGGAGAAGUGGAAAGAGAUGAGGAUAAUCCCGCUUCUCCUGACCCACCUAUUUGGUCUGAGAUUAUGCGUUUCUUUUCAAAUCCACGUAAACCUAUGAUACUUGCACUUGCCCGGCCAGACCCUAAAAAAAAUAUCACAACUUUAGUCAAAGCAUUUGGAGAAUGCCGCCCACUACGGGAACUUGCUAACCUGACACUGAUAAUGGGAAACCGUGCUAAUAUUGAUGAAAUGCCCGGCACAAAUGCUUCAGUGCUUCUCUCAAUUCUGAAGUUGAUUGAUAAGUAUGAUUUGUAUGGUCAUGUGGCAUAUCCUAAACAUCACAAGCAAUCAGAUGUUCCUGACAUUUAUCGCCUGGCAGCAAAGACAAAGGGUGUGUUCAUUAAUCCAGCAUUUAUUGAGCCAUUUGGACUUACUUUAAUUGAGGCAGCUGCUCAUGGUUUGCCCAUUGUUGCUACAAAAAAUGGUGGUCCUGUUGAUAUUCACCGGGUUCUUGACAAUGGUCUACUAGUUGAUCCACAUGACCAGCAGUCCAUUGCUGAUGCUCUUCUGAAACUUGUUUCGGAUAAGCAACUCUGGGCAAGAUGCAGGCAAAAUGGACUGAAAAACAUUCACCUGUUUUCAUGGCCAGAGCAUUGCAAGACAUACUUGUCACGGAUAGCAACUUGCAAGCAAAGACAGCCUCAGUGGCAAAGAAAUGAUCAGGAACUAGAAAUGUUGGAACCAGAUUCCCCUGGCAAUUCCUUGAGAGACAUACAGGACAUCUCUUUGAAUUUGAAGCUUUCAUUGGAUGGUGAGAAGAAUGAAAGAGCUGCGAAUCUUGAAACUGCUUUAGGUACUGAGGAAAAUGCUGUUGAACGCAAAGCCAGGCGAGAGAGUUCUGUUUCAAUGUUGUCACAGAAGGCUGGGCAGAUAGAAAAAGGAGAAAGCAAAAUUUCAAUACUGAGGAGGAGGAAGUAUAUUUUCGUUAUUGCAGUUGAUUGUGACAUGAUCUCAGAUUUUCCAGAGAUGAUAAAGACAGUGUUUGACAUUGCCAGAGAUGGUUCUGCUGGGUCUAUUGGGUUCAUACUGUCAACUGCCUUGACAAUAUCUGAGACACACUCCUGUAUGGUUUCCGCAAGGUUGAACCCUCUGGAUUUUGAUGCUUUUAUCUGUAAUAGUGGUGCAGAACUCUACUAUCCAUCCUCAAUUUUUGAGGAUGUGUCAAAUGGCUCCAAGUUGAAUGUGAUCCCGGUGUUGGCUUCUCGAUCUCAAGCCCUCAGGUAUCUGUUUGUCCGGUGGGGAAUAGACCUAUCAAGUGUUGUGGCUUUUGUGGGAGAAUGUGGAGACACAGAUUUUGAAGGCUUGCUUGGUGGGAUCCAUAAAACAGUUAUGAUAAAGGGACUUGGCACCAGCUCUCUUAAGCUCCAUGCUAACAGAAACUAUCCGCUAGAAGAUAUCAUGCCAUUUGAUAGCUUCAAUGUCAUUGAAGCUGAAAAGUGUGACACCAACUGCAUAAGAACUUCACUGGGGAAACUAGGAAUUCUUGAAGGAUAGAAUUACAGAAGAAAGACUAAAAUACUCUGAUCGCCCAUACUGUAUAAUGGAUGUUGCCUUUGAUCUGCAUCCACGAAAGGGAUAUACACAUAAUAUAUAUAUAUAUAUUGCUACUUGAUUCCAUCAUCCAUUUGACUAAUUUCAUUUCCUUUGAUCAUAAUCAGUGUGGACAACAAAGUCACUGCACUGUCGCAAUAUUGUCUCGUUUAAUGUAUGCUUUAUUCAGUAAUUCAAUAAUGUAUACUGAAAUGAAUACAGGCACAAGAAUUUUAUUGCUAUGUAAUUGUGGAAGCAGAAUCACUGCACUCUGGGAA